Molecule: messenger RNA, 991 nt
Organism: Sorghum bicolor (sorghum)
Lineage: Eukaryota; Viridiplantae; Streptophyta; Magnoliopsida; Poales; Poaceae
Exons: 1
Coding region: 197-550 (117 amino acids)
Source: RefSeq, a predicted model, not a curated record
AGGAGCACGAGCACGAGAGCGCAACGCAACAGAGGAGAGAGAGAGAAGGAAACAGCAGCGGCCACGAGGCCACCACCAGCGAGUGAGAGAGAACAGAGGAGGCGCCGGCGCGCCGCGGCGGAGCGAGCAGCGAGAAGGAGCUAGCUAGCUAGCUAGGCGGGCAAAGGUGCCGAGAAAGAAGACGAUCUCGACAACAAUGGGGGAAGCUCCGCCUCCGUGCGUCAUCGUCGUGCCGCGGCGCGCCACCGCGCACUCGUUCCGCCUGCCCCGCCACGGCCGCCGGAAGAAGGUCCACGUCGUCCGGCUCGGCGGCGGCGGCGGCGGCGAAGGGCGCCGCUACGGGCGCGGGCUCAGGCUCCGUCGGUGGCUGCGGCGCGCGGCGUGGCGCCUCGCGGAGCUCUGCGUGGCGGCGCUGUCGGGCCAGGGCCUCCCGGGGGCGCCGCCCAGGCCCAGCGCGGCGCACCACCCGCCGUGGACCGGCGUGGAGCCCUACUUCGCCGCGCCCUUCGUCCCCGUCGCGCGGAUGAAGCGCGCCGGAGCGCAUGCCUAGCCUAGCUAGCUCGCCGUGCGCGCGCCACGGUCACGCAGUUACAUCCAUCCAACCAAUGCCGAACACGUACACCGGUGUGGUAGCCACAGUCAUGUAGGGCAGGCAGGACAGGGGCUGUCGCUGUGGUGUCCGUUCCGUUCCAUCCAUGGUCACCUUCCAUUCUUUUGUUCCGUGACCAUCCCUCCAUUCUGCGGCUCCUGAAAAACACACAGCAAGGAAGCAUCAAGCAGGGUAGUGUUUGUAGUACGUACUGCGUGCUGCAGCUCCAAUCAUGAGCGCCAUAGAUUGUUUUUGUUUUGGACCCAUUCCAUUCAUAUGUAGGUUAAUAACUAGACAAAUGUACUAGCUCACCGUGCUAUGGCAUAUACUCCAGUGACUGUACUUAAAUUUGUACUGCUGCUGUCUGCUACUGAUAACUAAUGAAUAUGUUACUACUGUCAA